AUGCCAUCCGGCAUCCUGCGGCACACCAAGUCUGGCCACGACCCCAUCCGUGCUUUCGGCACCAACGGAUGGCUGCACGCAUGCACGCAAAUAGAGACGACCCAGCCCCCUCAGCCAAUCAUGGCGGACCAGAGUGUGGCGCCCUUGGCCAGCGAGGUCAAUGAGCCGUAG
Messenger RNA from Alternaria arborescens, 171 nucleotides. RefSeq lists its product as hypothetical. NCBI's taxonomy places the organism in Eukaryota, Fungi, Ascomycota, Dothideomycetes, Pleosporales, Pleosporaceae. The coding region runs from base 1 to 171 and encodes 56 amino acids. The record is from RefSeq and is a predicted model, not a curated record. The transcript has a single exon.